CCUUUCCCUCUGCGCGCAUACAAGUAAUGGUGCGGAAGAAAGCACGAUUAUAAACCAGUGGAUUUCUUGCAUGGUUUUGGAGGAUCGCUUUUUCUCCACCUCUACUUCUACCUCGUCUUAUCUCUCUGCUCUGCCGCUGGCACUUCGCUGCCACCUCCAGAAAGAAGAAAACAAUAAAAAGAAAAAAAUAAAUAAAUAAAUAAAACACGAUGCAGACUGAGGGGAAAUGGCGGAGGAGUGUACCGCGAGUCAGCUUACCGCAGCGCUUCCUUCCGUCUCCUCGUCGUCCAUGGAUUCCCGCUCGCUUUUAGGGUUCCGCGGGGCUUUCGCCUCGGGCGAUCGCUUCGAGCCCAAGGGAUCCGGGCAUUGAGGCCCUAAACCUCGUUCGAUUCCUUGAUUUCGGUCGAGCAAGGUGGUACUACCGACUCCUUCGCUCUGGCGGGGAUCAGGAGAACCCUCGCCUUCCUCCUGGUGUCCGUCAUCGCCCACCUCGCCGAUCUCUCUGGUUUCAAGAUCCGGAGGCGCCGGAAGCGGAAGGGCUGCUACGGUGGCGGCGGAGGCGGCCGCCGCUGGGUUGCCGGAACUAUGCUGUGGGUCGUCCGCCUCUCCGGCUUCUGUUCCGCUGCCAUGAUCAUGGUCGUCCUCUCCCCGUCCCUCCAAUCUUUCCCACCCGCCGAGGCCAUCCGGUCGUCUCAUUACCUCGGCAUCUCUAACGGCGGCUACGAUCACCAUAUUGACGCCGUCUCCGGCGUCGCUGACGGCUCCCGAUUCCGGAGGGCUCCGAUAUUCCACAAUGCCGCUGAGUGCGAGCCGCCAUCGGCGAACGGAACCUGUGUCUGCGACCCGUCGCUUGUGCACAUCGCCAUCACGCUCGACGAGGAAUACCUGCGCGGCUCGAUCGCGGCGGUUCACUCGGUGCUCACCCAUGCCCGUUGCCCCGAGAGCGUCUUCUUCCACUUGCUGCUUUCGGAGCCAGGGCUGGAGCCGGUUGUGCGGUCCUCCUUACCAGGGCUCCGCCUCAAAGCAUACUACUUCGACCCGGACCGCGUGCGGGGGCUGAUCUCGACGUCGGUGCGGCAGGCCCUGGAGCAGCCACUCAACUACGCGCGCAACUACUUGGCGGAGAUCCUCGAGCGGUGCGUGAGCCGGGUAAUCUACCUCGACUCCGACCUGGUGGUCGUCGACGACAUCGGCAAGCUCUGGCGGACGGGGCUGGGGUCGCGCCCCGUGGGCGCGCCGGAGUACUGCCACGCCAACUUCACCAAGUACUUCACGGCCCGCUUCUGGUCCGACCGGCGCCUAGCGGCCACGUUCGCCGGCCGUCGGCCGUGCUACUUCAACACGGGUGUAAUGGUGCUCGAUCUGGUCCGGUGGCGGCGCUCCGGGUACACACGACGGAUCGAGCGGUGGAUGAAGGUGCAGAAGAGCGGAGCAGCAACUGGCGGCGCCGGCCGGAUCUACGAGCUGGGAUCACUGCCGCCCUUCCUGCUAGUGUUCGCGGGGCACGUGGCGCCGAUCGAUCACAGGUGGAAUCAGCAUGGGCUCGGUGGGGACAACGUCCGCGGCAGCUGCCGGGACCUCCACCGGGGUCCGGUGAGCCUCCUCCAUUGGAGCGGCAGCGGCAAGCCAUGGGUGCGUCUCGACUCGAACCGGCCGUGCCCGCUGGAUCACCUCUGGGCGCCCUACGACCUCUACGAGCCCGCUGUCGCCUGACCACCCAGCCGCUGCCGCCGCGUUAAAUCCUUUCCUCGGCCGCUUCAACAUAACCUCCAAUGUGAUACUAUAAUCAGCUCGGCUAUCUAUUUCCGCAGUUGGUAGUAUUUUCUGCUUCCCCUCUACAAAUUUUCAGGGUUUAUAAUUCUUUUACGGGUUUAAUCUGCAUUAUUCAGUUCUUAUUGUUCUUUUGCUCCUCCCACUCUUUCGUUACGAGGCUAUUGUAAUUUUGAUUCUAUUGAUGCUGCCUCAAUGAAUAAAAGAGAAAAAGAUAACUGAUUUCGUGCUGCUUA
Messenger RNA from Musa acuminata AAA Group (dessert banana), 2006 nucleotides. Its product is annotated as probable galacturonosyltransferase-like 7. The record is from RefSeq and is a predicted model, not a curated record. The transcript has a single exon. NCBI's taxonomy places the organism in Eukaryota, Viridiplantae, Streptophyta, Magnoliopsida, Zingiberales, Musaceae. Gene Ontology annotation, cellular component: Golgi apparatus. Gene Ontology annotation, molecular function: glycosyltransferase activity. Bases 586 to 1713 code for a protein of 375 amino acids.